GUUCGCCGGGCAAAGAAGGCGGGGGGAGCGUGAACUUAUCCAUUAAAACCAUUAUAAAACUGGUGGGCCAAAAAUCAAAAUAAUUGUAUACUUUGAUUCCUUCAGAACAGUUGAAUUCAAUCACAGCAAAGAAGAAGAAGAAGAAGAAGAAGAAGAAGAAGAAGAAGAACAAAAUCAAAAACUCGAAAGCAUCGAUCCAUUAUCAAUGGCGUCAAGGAGAGGUUUAGGCUUUGGAUUCGGUUUCAACUCGAAACCUAACUACAUCUAUCCUUCGUCGGAGACUGCAGUCAACCAUGCCGACUCUUCAGCCGCCGAUAACCUCUUCGAGUUCGACGAGGCGGAUAUCUGGACAUCCGCUCAUACUCCGCCGCUGGAAUCGAGGAAGAUUUUUCCGAUCCCGAACAAACUUCCAAAGAGGAGCGGCGCUGCGGCGUCGGGAGAGAAGGCGGUGAAGGCAUCUUCGUCGUUACCGGUCAACAUUCCGGACUGGUCGAAGAUUCUGCAGAGCGACCAGAGCAAGCAAGGCCGGAGAGAAACAGAGGAGGAGGAUUUCGAUGAUAGCGAUGACGACAACAACGACAUUCGGCGGGCGCCACCGCACGAGUAUUUAGCGCGACGGCGAGGCGAUUCGCUUUCGGUUCACGAGGGGAUCGGAAGAACGCUGAAGGGCAGAGAUUUGAGAAUGGUGAGAAAUGCAAUUUGGGAAAAAACUGGGUUCGAAGAUUAAUUAAAAUUAAUUUUUAAAUAGAAAAAAAAAAAAAAAAAAAAAAAAACCACCGUGUAAUCGGUACCGGAAAUUAUAGUUAGAAUAAUCCAUUGUAAUUUUCCAUUAAUUUUCUCUAUUUUAUUUCUUCUUUUUUGUCAAUUAAAUAAAUUUCUCCAAGUUUAAAUA
This is a messenger RNA of Cucurbita pepo subsp. pepo (vegetable marrow), 892 nucleotides long. Its product is annotated as protein S40-4-like. NCBI's taxonomy places the organism in Eukaryota, Viridiplantae, Streptophyta, Magnoliopsida, Cucurbitales, Cucurbitaceae. The record is from RefSeq and is a predicted model, not a curated record.